AUGUCUAUCCUUGCCGGCAUCAAGAAUUUUGACGCCUACACUAAACCGUUGGAAGAUUUUCGAGUAAGAACAAUCACUGGUGGAACAGUAACUCUAGUCACUUCGUUCAUUAUUAUUCUUCUGCUUUUAACGCAGACAAUUAGUUUUUUGUCGAUAGAUAUCGUACAGCAGUUGUAUGUGGAUUCAACGUCCUCUGAACAGCGGGUUGAUGUUAAUUUUGAUGUGGCAUUCAAAAGGUUACCUUGUGCCUUUGUCACUGUUGACGUUAUGGAUGUAAGUGGUGACGAUCAAGAUGACAUUCAAGACGAUGUUUAUAAAUUACGGAUUGACGAGCAUGGAAGAAAUAUUAGUGGAGAUUUUGCAAUAAAAUUAGAAGUCAAUGUCAAUGCAUCUCUAAACCAAAUAGCUACAAGCACAGUACUUUGUGGUAGUUGCUAUGGUGCAAGAGACGGAUGUUGUAAUACCUGUGAUGAAGUGAAGCGAGCAUAUAGCCAAUUGGGAUGGACAUUAAAUGUGGAAAAUGUUGAACAAUGUCAGUCGGACCCCUGGGUUAAGAAAUUAAAUGAGCAUAAAAAUGAAGGAUGUAGAGUUUAUGGCAAAGUCCAAGUAGCAAAGGUUGCUGGCAAUUUUCAUAUAGCACCUGGCGACCCUUUCAGAACUCAUCGGUCUCAUGCGCAUGACUUGCAUUCCUUGGAUCCAAAGGGAUUUGAUAUUUCUCACACUAUCAAUCACUUAUCAUUUGGAACACCGUUUCCUGGAAAAACAUAUCCCCUGGAUGGGAAAGAAGUUGAUGUUAAAAAAGGUGGUAUAAUGUAUCAGUACUACCUCAAAGUUGUCCCUACUUUAUAUACAUAUUUGGAUCCCGCCAACAACAUAUUCAGUCACCAGUUUUCAGUUACCACAAAUCAGAAGGAUGUAACUGCUGGUUCUUCUGGUCUUCCAGGCUUCUUCGUUCACUACGAAUUUUCUCCCUUGAUGAUCAAGUACGAAGAAAGAAAACAGUCUUGGUCAUCAUUUUUGGUGUCCCUAUGUGCAAUAAUCGGUGGACUUUUCACUGUUGCAAGUCUCAUUGACGCGUUCAUAUAUAAUUCAUCGAGAGUGGUACUGACGAAAAUGGAAUUAAACAAAGCCAGUUGA
Molecule: messenger RNA, 1137 nt
Organism: Enterobius vermicularis (human pinworm)
Lineage: Eukaryota; Metazoa; Nematoda; Chromadorea; Rhabditida; Oxyuridae
Source: the annotation of a GenBank genome assembly